AUGGCGUGCGGGUCAGUGGGUCCUCAGGGCCUUCUCUCGCCUCCACUUUCUUCUGCCAGACUUAAUAAUCUGCCCUAUGUGGAAGGACCCUGGUUCUGGUCCUGUGGUCAGACCAACAUCUCCUGCAAGGUGGUGGACGGGAAGGUGGUGGAGGUGGGCAAGUGGCCGUGGCAGGUGAGCAUUCUUUUCCUGGGGAUGUACGUCUGCAGCGGCUCCCUCAUCCACCACCACUGGGUCCUCACCGCUGCACACUGCUUACAAAGAUCCAAGAACCCGGCUAACUACACUGUGAAGGUGGGGGUGCAGACCCUCCCAGACAACAGCUCCUCGGAGCUCCUGGUCACCGGCAUUGUGAUUCACGAGAACUUCAUCAAUCACAUGUCUCACGACAUCGCCAUCCUGAAGCUCAAGUAUCCCGUCACCUGGUCCCCCCUCAUCCAGCCCAUCUGUCUCCCCUCGAUCAAUUUCAAGCCAAGCAUUGGCACCAUGUGCUGGGUUAUCGGGUGGGGACUCGAAAAGGUCAAAGGGACUCCAAAGACUCCCUAUAGUGUCCAGGGCUUGGCUGUCAGGAUUGUGAACAAUGAAAUCUGCAAUCAUCGGUACCAGUUCCUCCUGCUGAAGAACCAGAAGAAGUUCAUUGGGAACGACAUGUUGUGUACAAGCUCAGAAUGGGGCCUGGACACUUGUCAGGACACCUCCGGGAGCUCCCUGGUCUGCCAGAUGAACAAGACCUGGGUCCAGAUGGGCGUGGUGAGCUGGAACUUCGGCUGUGGCCGUCGUCAGUUCCCAAGCAUCUACACCAGCACCUCCCACUUUACCCAGUGGAUCAAGAGACAGAUCGGCGACCUGAAGUUUGCCAGCAUGGCUGUCCCCUCUUUCCUGAGCCCGUUCAUCCUCACUGGCUACAUUCUGCUGGUAUCCCUGGGCUCCCUGUGGCUCUUGUGA
Apodemus sylvaticus (European woodmouse) is the source of this 945-nucleotide messenger RNA. Its product is annotated as serine protease 46. Gene Ontology annotation, molecular function: serine-type endopeptidase activity. Bases 1 to 945 code for a protein of 314 amino acids. The transcript is spliced from 5 exons. Gene Ontology annotation, biological process: proteolysis. The record is from RefSeq and is a predicted model, not a curated record. NCBI's taxonomy places the organism in Eukaryota, Metazoa, Chordata, Mammalia, Rodentia, Muridae.